Molecule: messenger RNA, 1494 nt
Organism: Syngnathus typhle (broad-nosed pipefish)
Lineage: Eukaryota; Metazoa; Chordata; Actinopteri; Syngnathiformes; Syngnathidae
Gene: babam1
Product: BRISC and BRCA1 A complex member 1
Exons: 11
Coding region: 326-1438 (370 amino acids)
Biological process (GO): double-strand break repair; mitotic G2 DNA damage checkpoint signaling; protein K63-linked deubiquitination
Cellular component (GO): BRCA1-A complex; nuclear body; BRISC complex
Source: RefSeq, a predicted model, not a curated record
GCACGUGAACACGCCGUAGUGUUUCCCGCUGGACUUGUCGCCGCACACCACGCAGUCCAGCACGCAGGCCUUGUCCUCAUCGGCGACGUCCACAUCGCUGCUUCCGGCGUGGGGCGAAGCCUCCUCCUCCUCCCGCCGCAGGAAUGUCACCGGAACGGAGAAAAGGUUUUCCCUUCCUCGCCAUCGUCUUUGCCUAAGAGGAGCAACUCCCAUCAAAAGUAAAGCUGUCACAACACGGUGCACUUGGACGGAGAACAUAAGGUAUCAGCUCAGUGGAGAUCAGUGGAGAAGAAGUGACUACAGAGCUGUGACAGCCGGUGUAUCCAUGGAGACGCCCGAGCCUGGCCCUGCGGAUGGUGAGCAGCGUCUGGUGGAGCUGAGACCACGAACCCGCUCCAACCCCGAAGGUGCGGAAGACCGUCGGAGCAGCACAGGUAGCCUCGGAGGAGGAGGGAAUCCCACUUUAGCGCAACCUGCCGUGGGGAGUCGUGUCGAAGGGGAGGGCGAGGCCUCGACCAGCGACACUCCUCCGACUUCCACCACUACGAUCAUCUCCACGGCUGUGGCUCAGACCGUCACCCCUGUUGCCGCCGCCACCUCCGUCCAACAUGCUUUGGGAGCUGCGUGCAAGGAUCGGCCCAAGGCCACUCCACAACAGCCCACAAUGACAACCGCUGUCCCCCCACCAGCAGAAUACCAAAUCCGAGUUCCUCGUGUCAACUGUCCAGAGAAAGUGAUCAUCUGCCUGGACCUCUCUGAAGAGAUGUGUUUACCCAAGCUGGAGUCUUUUAAUGGCUCUAAAACAAACGCCCUGAACAUCUCCCAGAAGAUGAUCGAGAUGUUUGUCAGAACGAAGCACAAGAUUGACAAGCGGCACGAGUUUGCUUUGGUGGUGGUUAAUGAUGAUGCUCUCUGGCUCUCAGGCUUCACUUCAGACCCUCGAGAACUAUGCAGCUGUCUAUAUGACCUGGACACCAACGUGUGCGAGCCUUUCAACCUGGAAGAUCUUCUCAGUGUCAUUCGUCAGAAGAUCGAGCUGCCGUCAAUGGAGAACGUUCAGACCGUGCCGCCUCCGUACGUGGUGCGGACCGUACUAAUUUACAGCCGCCAUGCCGGACAGCUUCAGCUCAACCCCUCUGAAGCGGUCAGCAAAAUGCUACAAUCUCCCUAUUUUUUCUUUGACGUGGUCUACCUCCACAAUGGUGCCGAAGAGCACGGCGAGGAUACAAGCUGGCGGGACGACUACACGUCUUUCUGCAACCUGGACUCAAAGGACAUGUGCUAUCGCUUCGAGGUUCCCUUGAGCGGCCCCGCCAUCGAGCUGCACAAUUGCAUGGCCAAACUUCUCGCUCACCCUCUGCAGAGGCCUUUCCAGAGCCACGCGUCCUACAGCCUCCUGGAGGGAGAUGAGGCGCAGGAUAUCGAGGCCACCGUCUAGAAGAAAUCAAAUACAGUAUACUCUGCUCUGCUCUUGAAUUAAAUUCUUGCCUUGUA